AUGAUCACAGCAGACGAAACAACUCCCAUAACAGAUUCUUCAGCAAAUGUACCUUUCUUUAAAAAGAAAUCCAAAACAUCAAACAAUAGAAAUAUUCGAAAACGCAAAAAAUCUGAUACCGAUGUAUCUAGUGAAGAUAAUAAUACUUCAGCAGUAAUAACAAAAGAGCGAAAAUUAGAUAAUUUAAAUCCAUUUGUGCAAGCUUCAAAAAAAGGAAGGCGUGUUAAUAAAGAGGAAAUUAGUGAUGUAUAUGCAGCGAAUAAAUCCGCUAUUACUUCUGUUCCUGAAGAUAUUGCUACUAGAUCUGCCGAAUGGGACACCGAAACUGAUAGAGAUGCUCAAGCAUUAUUAGAAAAGAAAUUGGCUGCUGAAGAGGCUCUCGAUGAUAACCUCUAUAAAGGAGCGAAUGCGUACAAAUCCUAUAUCAAGAAACGUGACACAGCCGCAGGAAGCGCCGUAAGUUCGAAAAUAAAAGCUGGGCCAAUUCGGGCACCAUCAAAUAUUCGUGUGACUUCACGAAUGGAUUAUCAACCCGACAUAUGUAAAGAUUAUAAAGAGACGGGAUAUUGCGGAUAUGGUGAUUCAUGUAAAUUCUUACACGAUAGAGGAGAUUAUAAGAGUGGAUGGCAGUUAGAAAGAGAAUGGGAAGAAAUGCAAGGAAAAUUGAAAAAAGACCCUAAUGCAUUUCUUGUGGAGAGUAGUGAUGAAGAGAGUGAUGAAGAAUUACCAUUUGCUUGUUAUAUUUGUCGACAAGAAUUCAAGAAUCCUGUUGUUACAAAAUGUGGACAUUAUUUCUGUGAACGAUGUGCUUUACAGAAUUUUACUAAAAGUCCAAAAUGUUAUUCUUGUGGAGCUCCAACAAAUGGUAUAUUUAAUACCGCAAAGAAUUUAAUGCAAAAAAUUGAAGAGAAAAAGAAAAGAAUGGCAGAAAAAGGAGAGAAAAAUAAAGACGAUGAGGGAAGUGACGAUGACGAUAAAUAA
Rhizophagus irregularis DAOM 181602=DAOM 197198 is the source of this 981-nucleotide messenger RNA. RefSeq lists its product as uncharacterized. NCBI's taxonomy places the organism in Eukaryota, Fungi, Glomeromycota, Glomeromycetes, Glomerales, Glomeraceae. Gene Ontology annotation, biological process: snoRNA splicing. Gene Ontology annotation, molecular function: metal ion binding. Gene Ontology annotation, cellular component: U2-type spliceosomal complex. The record is from RefSeq and is a predicted model, not a curated record.